AAUAAACGCAGAAUAUCGACGCAUGCGCAGUGUGCAUCAUAUUCUGUGAUUGAUGAAAGAGAGUGGCGUUACACCUUUCUUCACUAUUCGUCUACCUACACGUCACGAGCAAUAUCUCCUUUUUUCAAUUGGCACACGACGGCUGCACAGGCGCCAAAAAACGGGACGUCAAACUUCGAGAAGAAAUAUUAAAACAUCAUCUCUCCAUCGUCAAUCGAUAGUUUGGCAUGAAACGAGAUAAUAAUUGACCGUAUCCUCGCAGAAACAUUCGUACCAUUGAUCAAUAGACCUUCUCCGUGAUUUACAACGCCACAGUGGGAAACCUUUACAUUCCUCCUCCAUUUUCAGAGUCAUUUGAUUGGUGGAUUCUACUCAUUACGUGCUACUCUAAGAUGGCGCCAGUCACAUGGAGUGUGUAUACUACAUGUUUAACCCUAUUCAUGGUGUGCGUAUUAGUAACAUACCACGGCAGUGAGGCCGCAAAGAGGUGUGCGAGGACAUCGGGUUCCCUCGAUGUCGAGGAAUUCAGGUCUGCCCCACCGUCAAAAAUAAAGGAAAUAUUGGAAGCGUAUUUUGAAAGUAGAAGGCCAAAUAAACCUACAUACAGUAGACAAACAUACACAUGUACACCACAGGGCAAGUCGUGUCGUCCCAACGGUAGUACUCCGUGUUGUGGUACCAUGGGAUGUUACAAAUACAACGGUGAGAAGUGCGUCGGGGGUACGAGGUGCAUGUGCAGGAACCCGCUUUAUUCCAUCGAUCCUGGCUUUUAGGAUCGGCCGACAAAAAAAAAUGUUAUUACAAAAGAACUCGCCUUACGGAUGAAGUGACAUUGAACCAGUUUAUAGUCAUUAUGAUACAUUCCCACCAAUUUACCGACUCUAUACACAGCAAAAACUGUGGUGUUUAUCGGUGUACAUAGAGGACCACACCAGUUAUUUUACACCGGUG
Molecule: messenger RNA, 951 nt
Organism: Lytechinus variegatus (green sea urchin)
Lineage: Eukaryota; Metazoa; Echinodermata; Echinoidea; Temnopleuroida; Toxopneustidae
Exons: 4
Coding region: 393-773 (126 amino acids)
Source: RefSeq, a predicted model, not a curated record